Lathyrus oleraceus (garden pea) is the source of this 982-nucleotide messenger RNA. RefSeq lists its product as uncharacterized. Bases 294 to 596 code for a protein of 100 amino acids. Lineage: Eukaryota; Viridiplantae; Streptophyta; Magnoliopsida; Fabales; Fabaceae. Gene Ontology annotation, molecular function: protein binding. The record is from RefSeq and is a predicted model, not a curated record. The transcript is spliced from 4 exons.
AUUUCGUAAAUUGGUUUUCGCGUUAAAACUAACACAAAGUAAACAACUUUGCUAUACGCCGAACUGCCUUUUUCUCCGAUAGCGCUCUCUCUCUCUCUCUCUCUCUCUCUCUCUCUCUCAACCCUUUAUAAUUUCUCCAUUGAAAUCCUUCCAUGUUCUCUAUAUAGCAUCACUCACAGCUUCCAAAACCCUAGAAAGUUAACAAUUUCACAAUUUUUGGGUUUUUUUUAGGGUAUUGGAAAACCAGUUUUUGAAGAAAACCCUCGUGCUGAAGUUGAAAUUGGAAGAGAUACAUGGAGAGCAGCAUAGGGAAAGAUAGCAACGAACGUGUUCCUUUGUCAGGGGUGGUAGCUGAUUGUGUGAAGCGUUGGUUUAAGGAUACUCUAAGGGAAGCUAAAGGUGGUGAUGUUAAUAUGCAGGUUUUGGUUGGUCAGAUGUAUUAUAGUGGCUAUGGUGUUCCUAAAGAUGCUCAAAAGAGUAAAUUUUGGCUAACGAAAGCAUCAAGGGUUAGAUCUUCAGUUUGGAAAGUUGGCGAUAAGCGUCCUGGUUAUAAUGCAAGUGAUUCUGACUCUGACGAAUUGGACGAGGACUCUUAACCAGACUAAAUUUGGUCCCAUCCCUAAAUUCUGAAUGGUAUAUGCAUUGUGCGACAUCAUGCUUCUUCAUAGGCACCAUAUGGAUGUUUUUCCUGUUAUACGUUUGCUUUGUGAUUAAUGUAUGGUUUGCUACAUUUUUUUUUAUCAAUCAAUGAAAAAGAAAAGUGACAUUAUUGGAUUGUUGAGCAAAUUGUUUGAUGGUAGUCGAGGUUUCUUUCGCACGUUCCAUGAUAUGGCACCAUAUCAUGCAAAUAGAAUAGGGACGAGUCUAGAAUUAUAUAGUUUAUAUGAUUUUUAAACUUGUACUAUAUAUCAUUUUAUUUACUCAUUUGUCUAUGAAAUGAUGUAAAACCCUUCAGUUUUAUAGACUCAUUUGUCUGGCUUCA